Molecule: messenger RNA, 3521 nt
Organism: Sapajus apella (tufted capuchin)
Lineage: Eukaryota; Metazoa; Chordata; Mammalia; Primates; Cebidae
Gene: ALDH3A2
Product: aldehyde dehydrogenase 3 family member A2
Exons: 13
Coding region: 10-1629 (539 amino acids)
Biological process (GO): aldehyde metabolic process
Cellular component (GO): cytoplasm
Molecular function (GO): aldehyde dehydrogenase (NAD+) activity
Source: RefSeq, a predicted model, not a curated record
GACCGGGCCAUGGAGCGCGAAGUCCAGCGAGUCCGCCAGGCGUUCCUGUCCGGCCGGUCGCGACCCUUGCGGUUCCGGCUGCAGCAGCUGGAGGCCCUGCGGAGGAUGGUGCAGGAGCGCGAGAAGGACAUCCUCGCGGCCAUCUGCUCCGAUCUGUGCAAGAGCGAAUUCAAUGCAUACAGUCAGGAAGUCAUUUCUGUCCUUGGGGAAAUUGAUUUUAUGCUUGAAAAUCUUCCUGAAUGGGUUACUGCUAAACCAGUUAAGAAGAACCUGCUCACCAUGCUGGAUGAGGCCUAUCUCCAGCCACAGCCUCUAGGAGUGGUGCUGAUAAUUGGAGCUUGGAACUACCCCUUUCUUCUCAUCAUUCAGCCACUGAUAGGAGCCAUUGCUGCAGGAAAUGCUGUGAUUAUCAAGCCUUCUGAACUGAGUGAAAAUACAGCCACGAUCUUGGCUAAGCUUCUGCCUCAGUAUUUAGACCAGGACCUCUAUAUUGUUAUUAAUGGUGGUGUUGAGGAAACCACGGAGCUCCUGAAGCAGCGAUUUGACCACAUUCUCUAUACGGGAAACACUACAGUUGGGAAAAUUGUCAUGGAAGCUGCUGCCAAGCAUCUGACCCCUGUGACUCUUGAACUGGGAGGGAAAAGUCCAUGUUAUAUUGAUAAAGAUUGUGACCUGGACAUUGUUUGCAGACGCAUAACCUGGGGAAAAUACAUGAAUUGUGGCCAAACGUGCAUUGCCCCCGACUACAUUCUCUGUGAAGCAUCCCUCCAGAAUCAAAUUGUGCAGAAGAUUAAAGAAACGGUGAAGGAAUUUUAUGGAGAAAAUGUAAAAGAGUCUCCUGAUUAUGAAAGGAUCAUCAAUCGUCGUCAUUUUAAGAGGAUUCUAAGUUUGCUUGAAGGACAAAAGAUAGCUUUUGGUGGGGAGACGGAUGAGGCCACACGCUACAUAGCCCCAACAGUACUUACUGAUGUUGAUCCUAAAACCAAGGUGAUGCAAGAAGAAAUUUUUGGACCAGUUCUUCCAAUAGUGCCUGUGAACAAUGUAGAUGAGGCCAUAAAUUUCAUAAAUGAACGUGAAAAGCCUCUGGCUCUCUACGUAUUUUCACAUAACAAUAAGCUCAUCAAACGGAUGAUUGAUGAGACGUCCAGUGGGGGUGUCACAGGCAAUGACGUCAUCAUGCACUUCAUGCUCAACUCUUUCCCCUUUGGAGGAGUGGGUUCCAGUGGAAUGGGAGCUUAUCAUGGAAAACAUACUUUCGAUACUUUUUCUCAUCAGCGUCCCUGUUUAUUAAAAAGUUUAAAGAGAGAAGGUGCUAACAAACUCAGAUAUCCUCCCAACAGCCAGUCAAAGGUGGACUGGGGAAAAUUUUUUCUCUUGAAACGGUUCAACAAAGAAAAACUCGGUCUCCUGUUGCUCACUUUCCUGGGUAUUGUAGCAGCUGUGCUUGUCAAGGGAUGGCCUGUGACUCCCCCCUCAUCCUGCCCCAGGACCAGCAGGGCAGUGGGAACCAAGAGAGGCGUGGAAGGAUUACACCAGUCCCCUGGCCCAAGCCUGGAUCAGGCUUGCGAGUGUGGGUUCAGCCCAGGAGAAGAACUGAUGCCAGUUGCCGCGUCCGCCACGGUUCUCUGAUGGAAAUGAUAGACACGAACUAGGAUCAUGGCAGCAGGACCUCCCCACGUACCGUGGGCAUCUCAGCACGGAGCUGGAGCAGAAGACGGACAUUCGAUGGUGCCAGUGCAAGCUGCGUACAGGAGAGGGAACAGCCUCCACUUCUAGGUGGCCGCGGCCGAGAGGCCAUGCCUUCUCUAGCCAGCACCUGCCUCUUCCUCUUCUCUAUUCCCCCCUCUCCAUUGUCUCCUCUCCUCUCUCCUGUGCCACCCACUGUCCACACUUGGCCCCAAGCACGGGCGAGCAGAUAAAGCCCCCUGAGGUCAGUGGUGAGAGGACUUACGCUUAUCCAGGAAGGAGGACCCAAAGCUACAAAAUCCUGCGAAUGGCAGGAGGCGGGGGAGGGGAAAGGAGUGGAGAGUCCUGGGAAGCCCCCAGCACACACCCUGGGACUGGGGAGGCUCCGAGCCAGCGAGAGGAAGCUUGACCCAGGGGGCGCUGGCCCACCAACCCCAUCAACCUCGCUGAGGCAGAGCCUCGAGGCAUGUGGGAGUGCCAGGAAGUCCCCUUCACUUGAGGGCUCAGCUCCUGCAGGCUUAGGGCCUGCUGGGGGCAAGGGCCAGGUCCUCGGGCCCUGCCUUCAUGAGAGUAAUUUCCUGGAGUCUGCCCAAGUACAGUCUGGGUCCAGGGCCCCUGUGAACCUUUCCUCACUCGGUUCCACCUCACUGGGCCGGAAGGCGCUGCAUUUGCUCUUUGGCUCCCAGAGACGUGUACAGCCAGGCCAGGGACCAAUGUCCUUUCCUCCAACCCUUCUCCACUGCCUCGUGACUGCAGAACACCCAUUCCUCCCCUGGGAGGAUGGGGACUCUGGCUUGCUGAUGGCUCAGCCCCACAUUCAGGGCAAAGGACAGUUGGGGGGGGAACUAAGCUAUCCCCCUGCCUCGUCUCCUCCCCCCACCGGACGGUGACCAAUACCUGCUAAAUCGCUGAGGUUCCCCUCCCUCCCCGACUCCUCCUCAAUCCGCUCGUAGAUUUUGGCAGCUGCCUCUCUCUACCUCCGCCUGGUAGUCCCUCCCUCCACCCCUCACCCCUUCCUGUUCUCCUCUCUCCCUACUCUCAUAAGGUCUCCCUGGCACCUUCCAGGCCCAGGUAUUUCACCCCCAGAAAUGACCAGGGCAGUCCCUGAGCUGACGUCAGCACUCCCAGUCCUUCAGGUGAGGGGAGAGACGGGGGCAGCUGGCAAAGCCCUUGGCAGUGGCGGCAAGACCCCCAGACGUCACUGCCAAGUGCUAGAAGAUGGCGAGCCUUUCCAUCGGGAGAAAAGGUAUGAGAAAUAAAAGUAAACGUUGCUCAUCGAUAAAACGAAAUGAGCCACCAAGGCACAAGAAGACGCGGAGCCACCGCAAACGCAUAUGGCUUGGCUAGUUGGAAGAAGCCAGCCUGAAAAGGCUGCAUGCUGUGCAACUCCAACUCUUUGCCAUUCUGCAAAAGGCAAAACUAUAGAAACAGCAAGAUCAGCGGUUGCUGCGGAGGUUCGGGAUGAACGGGCGAAGCUCAGAGGAAUUUUAGGGCCGAGAAAGUAUUCUGUAGGAUCCCGUAAUGGUGGAUUCAUGGCAUUAUUUCUGCAAACCCAUAGGAUGUACAACACUGCCAGUGAACUCUAAUGUAAACGAUGGACUUUAGUUCAUAAUACUGCAUCAAUAUUGGUUAAUCAGUGGUAACAAACGCACCAUUCUCAUGCAAGAUGUCAGUAGGGGAAACUGGUGGGGAGGUGGGGGUGGAGGUAGCGAGGUCACCGCAAACUCUGUUCUUUCUGUGCAGUUCUGUAAAUCUAGAACUGCUGUAGGACAGAAAGUCUAUUUUUAAAAUGGUACACAAAAUAGUAACAACGGGCAUUUCUUGAGGUCUCUACA